Molecule: messenger RNA, 3537 nt
Organism: Cyclopterus lumpus (lumpfish)
Lineage: Eukaryota; Metazoa; Chordata; Actinopteri; Perciformes; Cyclopteridae
Product: collagen alpha-2(I) chain-like
Exons: 2
Coding region: 1014-2102 (362 amino acids)
Source: RefSeq, a predicted model, not a curated record
GCAGCUCUAAUCCGUUGCUCUACCCUCCAAGUGAUGUUUACAAGUUGUAUUGUGCAUGUAUUAUGGUCCUGAUGUAUUAUUAUUAUUGUUGUUUACCUGGAAAGGGUUAAAUCAGAGUGACGCAACAACACCAAUAACACUUUAGUUCUUCUUGUUGUUCUUCUUCUUCUUCCUGUUCUUGUUCUUGUUGUUCUUCUUGUUUUUGUUGUUCUUCUUGUUUUUGUUAUUCUUCUUCUUCCUGUUCUUGUUCUUCUUCUUCAUGUUCUUCUUCUUCUCCUUCUGUUUCCGGUUGUGUGAGUGAGCGUGGUGCGGAGUUGGAGUGGAAGUUCACUGCUUUGGGGUUCUUGUCUGGUUUCCAUGAUCAGGUGAGGUACAGAGCAGGUAGUAGUGUGUUCUUGGGGGUUGUGGGGGGACGGCGUCCUCUGAGACGUCACGCCCGACCCUCCGGCAGGGAGCCCGGGUCGUUCCGCCGGACAGCAGCGUGUCGGUGGAGGAGGUGCUGCUGGCUGUCGGGGAGCAGGUCGGACACGACAACCUUUCCUUCGCCUCGAGGAUGAACAAGGCGGUGGUUGUAUUCAUGAAGAGCGAGGCUUGUGUCCACCAGCUGGUGGAAAGAGGAGUGUUUAUUCGGGGCAGCUUUGUGCAGGUGUCCCCGCUCUAAGCUCCACCACGCGGGUCACCGUCUCCGGUGUUCCGCCGUUUAUACCGAACGAGCUGUUAGAGGUCGAACUGCGCAGGUUUGGGAAGUUCGCGAGCGGAUUUAAAAUGAUUAGUUUGGGCUGUAAGGACCCCAAACUGAGGCACGUGCUGUCUCUGAGACGGCAGGCUUUUAUGUUUCUGGACUCGCCGACUCAGACCCUGGAGGUGUCGUUUCCGAGUGAAGCACCUGGACGGGUCGUACAUGGUGUAUGCGAGCUCGGGGCAGAUAAAGUGUUUUGAGUGUGGAGACGUGGGUCACAAGCGCUUCUCGUGUCCGCAUAAGCAGCAGAAGAGUGCGGAAGCCCUGGCCGCGGAUGCGCCGUUUCUCGCGGCGAUCGCGGCUGGUAGCCGGUUCCGUUGAUGCGGUGGACCUCGCUGACGUAGCCGGUCCCGUUGAUGCGGUGGACCCUGCUGACGUAGCCGGUCCCGUUGAUGCGGUGGACCCUGCUGACGUAGCCGGUCCCGUUGAUGCGGUGGACCUCGCUGACGUAGCCGGUCCCGUUGAUGCGGUGGACCCUGCUGACGUAGCCGGUCCCGUUGAUGCGGUGGACCCUGCUGACGUAGCCGGUCCCGUUGAUGCGGUGGACCCUGCUGACGUAGCCGGUCCCGUUGAUGCGGUGGACCCUGCUGACGUAGCCGGUCCCGUUGAUGCGGUGGACCUCGCUGACGUAGCCGGUCCCGUUGAUGCGGUGGACCUCGCUGACGUAGCCGGUCCCGUUGAUGCGGUGGACCAUGCUGACGUAGCCGGUCCCGUUGAUGCGGUGGACCUCGCUGACGUAGCCGGUCCCGUUGAUGCGGUGGACCCUGCUGACGUAGCCGGUCCCGUUGAUGCGGUGGACCUCGCUGACGUAGCCGGUCCCGUUGAUGCGGUGGACCCUGCUGACGUAGCCGGUCCCGUUGAUGCGGUGGACCUCGCUGACGUAGCCGGUCCCGUUGAUGCGGUGGACCCUGCUGACGUAGCCGGUCCCGUUGAUGCGGUGGACCUCGCUGACGUAGCCGGUCCCGUUGAUGCGGUGGACCUCGCUGACGUAGCCGGUCCCGUUGAUGCGGUGGACCUCGCUGACGUAGCCGGUCCCGUUGAUGCGGUGGACCCUGCUGACGUAGCCGGUCCCGUUGAUGCGGUGGACGUGAAGGAGAAGGCUCAUCGCGCUGACACCACCAAGUGGCCUCAUGACAGAGAUACAGAAGUCUGUCGUGGACUUCUUCUGGUCUGGCCGGCACUGGGUUCGUGCGACAGCUCUCUAUCUGCCGGUGACAGAGGGGGGGCAGGGUCUCAUCGAUAUCCAGUCCAAGAUUGCCUCUUUCAGACUUCGGACUACACAGAGGCUGCUCUAUGGCUGUGGCCCCAGCUGGAUAGAUGCUGCUCGACUGCUACUGAGAAGAGCCGGGCGGUUGGGGUAUGAUAAACAGCUUUUUCUCUUACAGCCUGAGGUAGUGGACCUGUCCGGUCUAACACUGUUUUACAGCUCUGUUCUGCAGGCCUGGCAUGUUCUUAACAUCUCACGUGAAGCGGAUGAGACUCCGGGCGUGUGGCUGCUGGAGGAACCUUUGUUCUUCAACAGUUUCAUAAGCACUCAAACACUGCAGUCUGCCAGUAUGCGAACGCGGCUGAGAGAAGCCGGUUGCACUAAGAUGGGACACUUGGUGAAGAUGUCAUCAACAGCUUCAGGCAGAACGCUAACAUCACGUCUGUCAGGCUGACUGACAGGAUGGUGGAGGAGGUCUGUGCCGCACUGCCGCGGCACCUAAGAGCUGCUGCAGGAAGUUGUGCUUUGUCUGACCGGUGGGAUGAAGGGAUGGAGUACACCCCCCCCCACCCUGCUCAUUGCCCCAGCUGUGGGGGACUGGCAGGAGGGGGAGAAUAUGACGUUAGCAACCCCUCGUGUGGGCUUCAGGCGGUAGGGAAGAAAGCCAUCUAUGAAGUGUGUGUUAAGGUUGUGAACUUGCGCUCUCUGGCGGGGUUGAAGGAGUCGAGGUGGAUCGAGUACCUUGGCCCAGCUUCGUCCCCAAAAGGCAGCUGGAGGUGCUUGUACAAACUUCCUAUUGAGAAGCGGACGGCAGACCUCCAGUGGAGGGUAGUGCACGGGGCCAUAGCCACGAAUAGAUACCGGGCACACCUGGACCCACACAUUGGGGAGGAGUGUUAUUUCUGCUGUGAGGCGGAAACCCUGGAACACCUGUUUGUUCAGUGUCCUCGGCUCUCAGGCCUUUUUGAACUUUUGAAGGGAUGGUUUCAGGGUCUUAGAGAGGACUUUUCUUUCACUUUGUUUAUUUUUGGGCCAAAAUAUUGCACAAAUAAGAAGGCUGUCCACACACUGGUGAACUUUGUGUCUGGUUCUGCCAAGUUGGCCAUCUGGUUGACACGGAAGAAUGGGGCAAGGGGAGCUGGCAGUGAGGAUCCGGUGAGGGUUCUGAAGGGACUGCUGAAAGCCCGACUCGGGGUGGAACACGCCUACUACCAGGCUGUGGACAAUGUACAGGCCUUCAGGGACAAAUGGACUACUGGGAGCAUGUUAUGCUCAGUGGGUGCUGGUGGUGAGCUGCUGGUACAUUUUUGAAUAUUGGGAUUGUUUAUUUGUUAGCGUUCUUUGGUGAUAUUUUGUUUGUUUGUUUGUUCUUUGGUGAUAUUUGGCUGUAUGUUUGUUUGAUUUUUUAUUUACUUGGUUUUCAAAUUAAGCUAUAGAGUGUUUUUUGCUGUUCUUGCAAUAGUGGAAUAAAGGACUCUUUAAACCUCAACCUCUUCUUCUUCUUCUUCUUCUUCUUCUUCCUGUUAUUGUUCUUGUUGUUCUUGUUUUUGUUCUUGUUCUUCUUCCUGUUCUUCUUCUUCUUGUUAUUCUU